Molecule: messenger RNA, 699 nt
Organism: Camellia sinensis
Lineage: Eukaryota; Viridiplantae; Streptophyta; Magnoliopsida; Ericales; Theaceae
Source: RefSeq, a predicted model, not a curated record
AUGAAAGCUUAUAGAGCUAAAAAGAGAGCAAUUCAGCAGAUUGAGGGAACCAAUGCUGAACAAUAUAGUAGGCUAUGGGAUUAUGUUGCUGAGUUGAGAAGAACCAAUGAGGGACCUUGCCAAGGACAGUUAUUUACUGUUGUUAGAUGGGAUGCAAACAAUCAAAUGUAUCCAAUAGCUUAUGCUGUAGUUGAGGCAGAGUGUAAGGAGAGCUGGACUUGGUUUUUGCAAAAUUUGUUACAAGAUAUUGGACCAAUUGAAGAACAUGGAUGGACAUUUAUGACCGAUCAACAGAAGGGACUUGUUCCAAGCUUGAGAUUGGGACAAAAUGCUGAAGUACAAAGGGCCCUACAAUGCAAAGUUGAAAAGAGGAAGCUAAAAUCCAGAGUAUGGAUACCUACAUGGUUAGGAGGUGUUGAGUUUGAAGUGAGAUAUGGAGGGGAUGGGUAUGUAGUGAAUUUAGAGAAUAGAACAUGCACAUGCUUUAAGUGGGACUUGACUGAAAUCCUUUGUCCCUAUGGUGUAGCUGCCAUAUUUUUUCAGAAAGCGAGGGUUAAAGAUUAUGUUCAUGCAUAUUUCAAGAAGGAAACUUUUUUGAAGACUUAUGAGCCAUUGAUUAAUCCAUUGAAUGGUCUAGAUAUGUGGCCUAAAACAGGGUGUGAUCCUCUUUUAACUGCCAAACUUAAGACCAACUGGUAG